Colletotrichum fioriniae is the source of this 954-nucleotide messenger RNA. The record is from RefSeq and is a predicted model, not a curated record. NCBI's taxonomy places the organism in Eukaryota, Fungi, Ascomycota, Sordariomycetes, Glomerellales, Glomerellaceae.
AUGCCCCCCUCAACCUACCACAUCACAUCCGCAAACCCAACCCUCCUCCACUGGUCAAGUAAAACCCCUCCCAUCCUCACCGUCCCCCAAAACCACCCCAUAACCUUCGACCUCCUCGACUCCUCCGGCGGCCAAAUCACCCCCUCCACAACACCAUCCUCCCUCGCAGCCCUAAACCUCGCAACCUUUGACCCAAUCCACGGCCCCGUCGCCAUCACCGGCGCAUCCCCAGGUUCCGUCCUCGAAAUCGAGUUCCUUUUCUUAACCCCCUCCACAGGCUGGGGCUGGACCGCAAUCUUCCCAGGCUUCGGGUUGCUAACAGACGACUUCCCCAAUCACGCCAUAAAACACUUCCACUGGGACGCCGACGCGACGCACAUCGUCUUUAAACCAGGCAUCAAGAUCCCACUGCGGAUAGCGGGGGUAUCACCGGCGGAAGCAGGUCCGUUUCCGACGAUUCCGCCGCUGGAGACGGGAGGGAAUAUAGACUGCAGACACAUCACGGCCGGCACGAGACUCUACCUCCCCAUCCGCGUUCCGGGGGCGAAUUUCUCGUGUGGGGAUGGGCAUGCCGCCCAAGGGGAUGGGGAGGUCUGUGGUACGGCGAUCGAGACGCCUAUGAAAGCUACGUUGCGGUUUACGGUCCGGGAGGAUAUGCCGUAUGUUACGAGUCCGCACUAUGAUACGCGCGGGUCGGUGCAUGCUCGCGGCCAGAAAGCGGAGGAUGGUGUUGUGUAUGCGGUGCUGGGGAUUGACUCUGACUUGUUGGAGGCGAGUAGGAAGGCGUUGAGGAGUUUGAUUGCGUAUCUUGUUGCGACGAGGGGUCUUGAGAGGGAGGAGGCGUAUAUGCUGUGCAGCAUUGCGGCCGAUUUGAAGAUUGCGGAGAUUGUUGAUAUGCCGAACUUUGCUGUAUCUGCGAGUAUUCCCUAUUCUAUAUUUGAGGACGAGCCUUGA